GUGAUCAUUCCCGCCCAUCUAUUGCCGCUAUUUGCGCAUCUUUGGAUGCUAAAGCUUCUCGCUACUCCGCAGCAGUUCGAGUUCAGACUGGACGCACCGAAAUAAUCGCCGACCUAACAAAUAUGGUUAAGGACCUGUUAAGAAACUUUUAUCAGUCCUGUGGUAGAAAACCUGAGAGAAUUCUUUUUUAUAGAGAUGGUGUCUCUGAAGGACAAUUCGCUCAGGUUCUUGACGGAGAAAUCAACGCACUUAGAGCUGCAUGCGCCUCACUUAACGAGUCAUAUAAGCCGUCCAUCACCUUUGUUGUGGUCCAAAAACGUCAUCACACACGCUUCUUUCCUAUGGACAAGAAAGAUGCAGACCGAACUGGCAAUUGCCUUCCUGGCACUGUAGUUGAAUCCGUGAUCACACAUCCAUUCGAAUUUGAUUUUUAUUUGCAAAGUCAUUCGGGAUUGCAAGGAACAUCACGUCCAACACACUAUCACGUUUUGUAUGACGAAAACAAAUUCACUCCUGACGGCCUUCAGGCAUUGUCUUAUAACUUGUGUUAUAUAUAUGCACGUUGUACUAAGGCUGUAUCUUUAGUUCCACCCGUAUAUUAUGCGCAUAUCGUUUGCAGACGUGCAAGAUUCCAUUCCCGUGGAGAGCAGUGGAGUGAUACUGAAUCUAUGGUGGAAGAAACUCCAGGACAAGUAUCUACUUUUGGUGUCGUAAAACCCGAAUUGAUUAGA
Scutellospora calospora is the source of this 731-nucleotide messenger RNA. The record is from the annotation of a GenBank genome assembly. Lineage: Eukaryota; Fungi; Glomeromycota; Glomeromycetes; Diversisporales; Gigasporaceae.